Nezara viridula (southern green stink bug) is the source of this 846-nucleotide messenger RNA. The record is from the annotation of a GenBank genome assembly. NCBI's taxonomy places the organism in Eukaryota, Metazoa, Arthropoda, Insecta, Hemiptera, Pentatomidae.
AUGAUUGACAACAUUCAAAACUGUGAAGAAGCCAUCAAUGAAGAGAUAACUGACAAUAGUGAAAAAAAGGAGAAUGUUCAAGUAUCUAAUGAGUUGUCCAAAAGAGCUAGAAAGCGACUGCUAAAAAAGGAGAAAUGGCUUAAGUAUAAGCCAAUUAAAAGAGCAAAGGAGAGGGCCAAAAUUAAAAAAAGAAAAGAGGAAGCAAAACGUAAUAAUGUUAAACUUGGACCAACUAGAAAAGAACUGAAACAACACAAAAUGUCGUUAAGUUCGUGCAAAGUUAGGGUUCUUUUAGAUUUUUCUUUUGAUGAUUUGAUGAAUGAAAAGGAUCUUCACAAAUGUAUUAACCAAUUCAGUCAUUGUUACGCCAUUAACAGACGAUGUUUGAAUCCUCUACAGUUGUAUGUGGCAAAUUUUAAAGGCAAAGCAAAGGAUAUAAUUCAGAAAAACAAUGGCUAUAAUAACUGGGAUGUAAAUUUCCAUACUGAAGAUUACUGUGACAUUUUUAAGAAAGAAGAAUUGGUAUAUUUAACGAGUGAUUCUGAAAAUGUUAUCGAAAGUUUAGAUACCUCCAAAGUGUACAUUAUUGGAGCCCUCGUUGACCAUAACAGUCAAAAGGGCCUUUGUUUAAAAAUUGCCACAGAACGUAAUAUUAGCCAUGGUCGUCUUCCAAUCGAUCAAUUCAUUCAAAUGAAAACUCGACAGGUUUUGACUGUGGAUCAUGUUUUUCAUAUACUUCUGAAUGUCGCUGCUUGUGGUUUAUCAUGGAAAGAUGCAUUCAUGAAAGUUAUUCCACAGAGGAAGGGUAUUUGCCCUAAAUCUUCUUCUGAGCCAAGUUCAUCUUGA